AAUGAAAAAAAGAAAGAAGAAAAAAUCUGGACACAGAUAUCUUAUCUUAUUAGAAAAGCUCUGUGAAAUUGUUUCUUUGGCGGUGAAUGGAGCUCACCGCUGUUUGUUCGCGAAGCUUUGGACGAGAUGGGCAUGCUGGCUUGCCUUCUGAUCAUAUUGGAGUUCGUGCAAAAGUGAUCUAUGCUGCUGCUCCCGCAGUGGGUCAUGAUCAGGUUGUGCCUCUAAUGCAUCAUGUUCAUUUCUUGCUUUCAAGCAAAUUGUUUGGAAGAGAAUGUGUUCCUCUUUGGACCAGACGUGGUUUGGGACGACUUCCUGAAAGGGCAAGAGCUGGACGCUGCUAUGCUGUAUCAUUAGGAAUUGGAGAUGCUGCAGUUUCUACUUCUGAAUUUGAAGAUUUUUCUGUUACCACGAGCGGUGUCAAUGGUUCUAACGAAUUGAAGAUAAGUGUUAAUGUCUCGGGUGCCAAAACUGAAGAGAUCUUUGGCAAGGUGUUUUCAAGAAUGGUUGAAGAUGCUCAACCUAUUCCAGGGUUUCGAAGAGUAAAAGGAGGAAAAACUCCCAAUAUACCAAGAGAUAUUCUUAUUGAGAUUCUUGGAUACUCAAAAGUUUACAAGCAAGUUAUCAAGAAAAUAAUCAACUCUACCAUCAGCGAAUAUGUAGAAAAGGAUGGUCUAACAGUUUUGAAAGAUUUACUAAUUGAGCAAAGUUUUGAAGAUCUUGAAGCAAUAUUUGAACCUGGUGAGCCAUUCACAUUCAGUGCAAUUGUUCAGCGUCGAGAUCCUAAGUAAACUGAUUAUACAUUCACCAUUCUCUGGAACAAAUAGCAGUGGCUUUCAGAUUAUAGACUGUUGCAGAAAAAGUUUGUGGAAGGUUUUCUUCUCUCCUUUCUUUUUUCAAGAAAAGUGUAGGUGGAAGGAAAGAACAAGGAUUUUUCUGAUAAUGGAUUUGAAAUGGAAUUUUUAUUGUAUAUGAAUGAGGAUUCGAUUUAAAUUUGUAGUUAGAGUGAAUUGCCAACACAUGAAAAAGCAGCAUGUGAAAGCACUCAAUAGCGUGGCCUAGUGGUCAAUGAAGUGGGUGUAAAUUUUGGUGACAGAGAAAAAAUGCUAGGUAAUUUCUUCCUAUCCGUCUAAGACUUAGGUGGGGAGUUAUUCGGUACGGGUGACAAGUAUCCGAUGGAAUAGUUGAAGUGUGUGCAUUGGUUUGGCCACUACCUACAUCUGCAAUUCAAAUUGGAGCCUUUGCAAGUUAUACUUUCAUGUAAUUAAAGUUGAAAGAAUAAAAUAGAAAGUUUGUAUAUUUGCCGUUGGAUUAUCAUGAUCAAAGGCAUAUCAGUCUAAUCCACUGAAUUGUUCAAAUU
Nicotiana attenuata is the source of this 1357-nucleotide messenger RNA. RefSeq lists its product as uncharacterized. NCBI's taxonomy places the organism in Eukaryota, Viridiplantae, Streptophyta, Magnoliopsida, Solanales, Solanaceae. Gene Ontology annotation, biological process: 'de novo' cotranslational protein folding; protein unfolding; protein transport. The record is from RefSeq and is a predicted model, not a curated record. The transcript has 9 exons. Gene Ontology annotation, molecular function: peptidyl-prolyl cis-trans isomerase activity; protein folding chaperone; ribosome binding. The coding region runs from base 87 to 788 and encodes 233 amino acids.